AUGACUGAUGAUAAAGAGAGAACAUCAACAUCCAAUUCAGCUGCUACACCUAAUAAUCAUUCGUUAUUAAAUGGAGAUGUUGAUAUGAGCAAAUCUAGUCCAUGGCUAGUCGCUGAGAACACCCUGUAUAGCCAGUAUGAGGAGAAGGUGCGCCCCUGCAUCGACCUCAUCGAUUCCCUGCGAGCCCUGGGCGUGGAGCAGGACCUGGCCCUGCCUGCCAUCGCUGUCAUUGGGGACCAGAGCUCCGGCAAGAGCUCGGUGCUAGAGGCUCUGUCAGGCGUCGCCCUGCCCAGGGGCAGCGGUAUUGUUACAAGAUGUCCGCUGGUGCUGAAACUGAAAAAACUCUUGCAUGGAGAUGAGUGGAAAGGAAAAGUUAGUUACAAGGACUUGGAAAUUGACAUUGCAAACCCUUUGGAAGUGGAAAAGGAAGUAAAUAAAGCCCAGAACGCCAUUGCUGGAGACGGAAUGGGGAUCAGUCGUGAGCUCAUUAAUCUGGAGAUCAUAUCCCCAAAUGUCCCAGACCUGACCUUGAUUGACCUUCCUGGUAUAACCAGGGUGGCCGUGGGCGAUCAGCCAAUUGACAUUGGACGCCAGAUCAAAACCCUCAUUAAAAGCUAUAUCCAGAAGCAAGAAACAAUUAACUUGGUGGUAGUGCCCUGUAAUGUGGACAUCGCCACCACAGAGGCACUCAGCAUGGCUCAGGAGGUGGACCCUGAUGGAGACAGGACCAUAGGAAUCUUGACCAAGCCUGACCUAGUGGACAGAGGCACAGAAGGAAAGGUGGUGGACGUGGUGCGCAAUCUUGUCUACCACUUGAAGAAGGGCUACAUGAUCGUCAAGUGCCGGGGCCAACAGGACAUCCAGGACAAGCAGAGCCUGGCCGAGGCUCUGCAGAGAGAGCAAGACUUCUUUGAGGACCAUGACUAUUUCAGAAUUCUUCUGGAAGAAGGAAAGGCCACUAUUAAGAAUCUGGCAGAAAAACUCAGCAUUGAGCUCAUCAUACACAUCAGCAAAUCUCUGCCACUCUUAGAAAAGCAAAUAAAAGAGAGUCACCAGCAUAUAACAGAGCAGUUACAAAAUUACGGUACUGACAUCCCACAGGAUGAAAGCGAGAAAAUGUUCUUUCUGAUAGACAAAAUCAGUGCAUUUAAUCAGGAUAUACUUGCUUUAGUACAAGGAGAAGAGUUAGUAAAGAAAGAAGAGAGUCGGCUGUUUACUAAAAUCCGACAUCAAUUUAGUGAAUGGAGUGAUAAGAUUGAAAAGAAUUUUCAGGAAGGUUACAGAAGUAUGUGUAUGGAAAUCUAUAAAUUUGAAAAACAAUACCGUGGCCGAGAGCUGCCAGGUUUUGUGAAUUAUCGGACUUUUGAGGUGAUUAUGAAAGAGCAAAUCAAAAAACUAGAAGAACCAGCUGUUGAGAUGCUUCACACGGUGACUGAUAUAGUCCGGCUUGCCUUCACGGAUGUUUCGAAAAAACAUUUUGAUGAAUUUUUUAACCUGCACAGAACAACCAAGACCAAAAUUGAGGAUAUUAAAUUAGAACAAGAGAAAGAAGCUGAGAAGAUGAUCCAACUGCACUUCCAAAUGGAGCAGAUUGUCUACUGCCAGGACAAAAUUUACAGUGGUGCACUGCGGGACAUCAGGGAGAAGGAGAUGGAGGAAGAGAAGAGGAACUCAACACAGCAUUACUCACAGUCUCAAAAGGUUUCUUCACUGGACUCCUUCAAGGAGGAACUCUCUCAGCACCUGUUCGCGUACCAUAAGGAGGUCAGCAACCGCAUGUCCAACCACAUCCCUCUGGUCAUCCAGUUCUUCAUCCUGCAGCUGUAUAGCCAGCAGCUACAGAAAGGCAUGUUGCAACUGCUGCAGAACAAGGAUGGCUACGACUGGCUUCUGAAAGAGCGCAGCGACACCAGUGACAAGAGAAAGUUCCUAAAGGAACGGCUGUGGAGAUUGACCCAGGCUAAGCGUCGCCUGGCCAAGUUCCCUGGUUAA
Molecule: messenger RNA, 1992 nt
Organism: Chrysochloris asiatica (Cape golden mole)
Lineage: Eukaryota; Metazoa; Chordata; Mammalia; Afrosoricida; Chrysochloridae
Gene: MX1
Product: myxovirus (influenza virus) resistance 1, interferon-inducible protein p78 (mouse)
Exons: 14
Coding region: 1-1992 (663 amino acids)
Biological process (GO): defense response to virus
Cellular component (GO): cytoplasm; membrane; microtubule
Molecular function (GO): GTPase activity; GTP binding; microtubule binding
Source: RefSeq, a predicted model, not a curated record